GAUACGAUAUGUCCGUCAUACACUUCCGCAGCGAGUUCGCGUGAGGAUCGUUACAUGAAGUCCUUCAAAUCAUCGUAUCGCGAAAAACGACAUCCUCUUGAAAAUUUAUUCAAUUUUGCAAAAAGAUGAUGAUCACUCGAAAUCAAAUUCGGAUUUUGGAAAAGAUGUUCCAGUACCGUUUGAUUAAAGUGUUUCAAAAUAUUUUCGAUCAUUGGAAUUAUACGAGUACGAGCAUCGUUACUUCGAUUGAACACCACAGGAAAAAAGCCACGUCGUUUAUUUUUGCAACUGGUAAUAUACAACUUCUAUACGCAGCUGCAAUUCGACGAUGAAUUUUUUUUUUUUGAAUCAACAUUUUCAACAUUCAAAAAAAGAUGGCAAGAUCUUACGAGCUUCAUUCUUACGACGACGAAUAUAUUUCUUUAAUCAUCAACACUUCGAAAUUAUAUGGAAUGAAAUAUAUAGUAUUCGUAUACGCCCAAUCGAUAGAAGAAAUGGAAGUGACAACAACGAUAUUCAAAUGGACUCGUGUACUAUCUCGUGAAGGUUUUACCAUUUCGAACUUGUACUUUUCAGAAUUAAAGGAAUCAUCGUGCUACAUAAAAAUGCGAAUUGUACAACCGUAUUACAUUCCAAUUAUAUCUAGUUACAACGCGAUUAAACAGUUCUCCUUAGCAACUACUACUAUCGACAUGUCUUACGUUGUGUGGCUUGUGUUAUUCGUUUACAAUGGAUAUGGUUUUGAUUAUUGUCACAAUCCACCAGGUAACAUAUUUCAUUUAAAAUUCAAUUCGGAAAUGUUGGUCCGUUGCGGCACGGAAAAUACUUUAAACGAAUGGUAUUCCGUUAAUCGGAAUCGUACCGAGAUCACCGAUUUAGUAUCGUGGAAUUUGGAGAAAGGUAUCACUGAAAUAGUUACAGGUUCUCUUUACGAAAGAAGAUAUAAUUUACAGGGUUUGAUUAUGAGAGCUGUUAUAGUUAAGGAUUCACCAUUCAUAAACUUAAAUGAAAAUGGUCAAUUAGAUGGCAUGUUCGGUAGAGUAUUCAAAGAACUUUGUAUGACUCUCAAUUGUAGUUUCGAGAUUGUUUCCGAAAUAAAUGAGUAUGGAAUAUGGAAUUCGGAAGAAAAUACUUGGUCAGGAGCAAUCGGUGAAAUAUAUGAAGGACGUGCUGACAUUUCCCUUUCAGACUUUUCUAUGACCAGUGCAAGAUUGAAUAUCGUUGACUUCACGUUUCCUCUUUUGCUAUCCGAAAACUGUCUAUACAUUCAAGAACCAAAGAAAUUCGCGAUUAAAUGGUCAUCUUAUUUUAUAACUUUCUCUAAAUCCAUUUGGAUUGCUGUUUUUGGAAUAUUAAUUUUUACAUCGGUGUUACUACUUUUGCCCAAAAUAAAAAAUGAAACUGAUCGUAAUAUAGGACAUUUAUUAUCCGAUAACUUUCUGGAAAUUUGGGGUAUAUUUUGUCAACAGGCACUCUCAGAAUUUCCUCAUAGAUAUUCCUUAAGGAUAGCAUACUUCUCUAUAUUUCUUUUGGCUGUGGUCUUAUCGGCAGCUUAUUCUGCAGCUUUGAUAAGCUUUUUAACAUCCGUUAUCCAAACAUUACCUUUUUAUUCGUUAGAGGAUUUCGUUGAAGAUGGUACUUAUCAAUUUUUGGUUGCUCGUGGCACGGCUAAUUAUGAUUUAAUUUCAAAAUCAGCAGAUCCACUUGCAAAGAAAUUAAUGAAGUUAAUGCCAGAAAAGGAAAAGUUGCCAAUAAAUAUAUUGGAAGGAUUUAGAAGUAUUUGUACAAAUCGGAAACAAGCGAUCUAUACGUCCGUCGAAGUAAAAAAGAGUUUAGAUCUUAAAAUACCAUGUAAUGUGGUUGCUAUUAAAACAGGACGAAUAGACAGUUUAUCUAUAAUUUUAUCUAAGCACAAUCCAUUCACCGGUACUAUGAAUUUUCACUUGCAGAAAUUUAUCAACAACGGUAUGAUGAAUCAUUUAAAAGAUACAACAUUUAAAAAGAAUUUCAAUGCUAUCAUGCAGCACCAACCGGUUCCAAUAGUUAAUGUUGUAACACUUCUUUUUCUCAUCUUGAUUGGUGUCAUUUUCAGUGUUUUCAUUCUUAUCAUAGAAAAGUAUAUUUUCGUUUGUAAAAAUAAAAAAUUGUCGAUGGUACAUCGUAUAUCGUCAAUUAAAUCGUUAGAAUUUGAUGGAAAAAUAAAGAAAAAUAUAAAAGAUAUUACAAAUGCAGAUGUAAACACAUAAAUUAUUAACGACAAUGUUCCUUAUCGUUAUCAACGAAUUUUUAUAUUCCGUAUGUAAUGUUUUUGUAUUAUUCAAGACAAUUUUAAAUUUUCAAUAGAAUUUUUUCAAUUAAUAUUGAAAGCAUGGACCUGUGUACGAUAGAUUUUCUGUAUUUGUCGAGUACACGUGUACGCAUAUUUUAAUUUUUUCAAAGCGUAUCGAUUUUUUGUCUUUACACAAAAUAUAAAAUAUGUCUCGUAGUAGAAACAAAAAAAAUGAUAUUCGUCAUUUUUAUGUAUGCGCCGCGAUUUAUUGAAUCGCGAAUUUUUCAAUAAACAUAUUUUCCAAUGUAGAUCAAUCAGAAUUUUGAUCGCACCAGCGUGGUAAAUUUGUCCAUGAUAGAAAUCACGAUGUAUCACCAUCCGAAUAAAUUAUUACAUAUAAUAUAUAUCAUAGAACGAAAUUAUUUAAAAAUUAUGUAUAUAAAUCUCGUUUGAAGUUUAUUUUGCAAUGGAUAAUUUGACGUAAAAUUAAUAUCUUUUUAAAUGAUGUUAUUACGUUCUUAUCGUAUCUAUUCAUAUUGAUUAUAAAUUAAAUUCACAUUAAACGUAUUAUGUAUUUAGCGUUAUUAUAAAAUUUUUAUACUUUGUUAAAUAUAACCAUAAUCGAUUAUAAUAAUUUUCUAGAAUAAGUUCGCGUAUGCGCAUAAGAAAUAAUUACUGUCUAAGGCAUAUGUGAUCUAACGUGUUACGGUUAGAAAUCAUUUUGUCAAGUGCUUGGCCUCGUUUAUAUCGAUUAGAGUGACUAUUUUAUUAUUUUAAUCGAAGUGUAACGUUGUUUUUAAGAUAUUGCAUUUUAUAAUCGUAUGCAACGUAAACGUGUUACGUGUUUAUGUAAUAACAUAAAUACAUAUGUAUAUUGGUGAUUUUAAAAUA
Molecule: messenger RNA, 3160 nt
Organism: Vespula pensylvanica (western yellowjacket)
Lineage: Eukaryota; Metazoa; Arthropoda; Insecta; Hymenoptera; Vespidae
Product: glutamate receptor ionotropic, delta-2-like
Exons: 9
Coding region: 375-2246 (623 amino acids)
Cellular component (GO): membrane
Molecular function (GO): glutamate-gated receptor activity
Source: RefSeq, a predicted model, not a curated record